AUGGCACCUGCCAUUGGUAUCGAUCUAGGUACUACCUACUCAUGCGUAGGCAUCUUCCGAGAUGACCGCAUUGAGAUCAUUGCCAACGAUCAAGGCAACCGAACCACCCCCUCCUUUGUCGCCUUUACCGACACUGAGCGUCUCAUUGGUGAUGCCGCCAAGAACCAAGUCGCGAUGAACCCUCAGAACACAGUCUUCGACGCGAAGCGUCUGAUCGGCCGAAAGUUCGCUGAUGCUGAAGUUCAAGCCGACAUGAAGCACUUCCCCUUCAAGGUGAUUGACAAGGGAGGCAAGCCAGUCAUUCAAGUCGAAUUCAAAGGCGAGGAGAAACAAUUCACACCUGAAGAGAUCUCGUCGAUGGUCCUGACGAAGAUGAGAGAGACUGCUGAGUCAUACCUCGGUGGCACCGUCAACAACGCUGUCGUCACCGUUCCUGCCUACUUCAACGACUCUCAGCGCCAAGCCACCAAAGACGCAGGUUUGAUCGCAGGUCUCAAUGUCCUCCGCAUCAUUAACGAACCAACUGCUGCCGCCAUUGCCUACGGUCUCGACAAGAAGACUGAGGGCGAGCGCAAUGUCCUCAUCUUCGAUCUCGGUGGUGGUACCUUCGAUGUGUCGCUGCUGACCAUCGAAGAAGGUAUCUUCGAAGUCAAGUCCACAGCUGGAGACACUCAUCUGGGUGGUGAGGACUUUGACAACCGACUUGAUUUGAGCUCCAACGCCCGCGCACUCCGACGUCUCCGCACCGCCUGCGAGCGUGCCAAGCGCACUCUUUCCUCUUCCGCCCAGACUUCCAUUGAAAUCGACUCUCUAUACGAAGGUAUCGACUUCUACACCUCGAUCACUCGUGCCCGUUUCGAGGAGCUCUGCCAGGACCUCUUCCGAUCCACGAUGGAGCCUGUCGAGCGCGUUCUCCGUGAUGCCAAGAUCGACAAGUCUUCCGUCCACGAAAUCGUCUUGGUCGGCGGUUCCACUCGCAUUCCUCGCAUCCAGAAGCUUGUCUCCGAUUUCUUCAAUGGCAAGGAACCCAACAAGUCAAUCAACCCCGAUGAGGCUGUCGCCUACGGUGCUGCUGUUCAGGCUGCCAUCCUGUCUGGUGACACCUCGUCCAAGUCGACCAACGAAAUCCUUCUGCUCGACGUUGCGCCGCUUUCUCUCGGUAUCGAGACUGCUGGUGGUGUCAUGACACCCCUCAUCAAGCGCAACACCACCAUUCCCACUAAGAAGUCCGAGACCUUCUCGACCUUCUCUGACAACCAACCCGGUGUGCUCAUCCAAGUCUACGAAGGUGAGCGUGCUCGUACCAAGGACAACAACCUGCUCGGCAAGUUCGAGCUCUCCGGCAUUCCACCUGCCCCUCGCGGUGUUCCCCAGAUCGAGGUCACAUUCGAUCUCGAUGCCAACGGUAUCAUGAACGUCUCUGCCGUCGAAAAGGGUACUGGCAAGUCAAACAAGAUUGUCAUCACCAAUGACAAGGGUCGUUUGUCCAAGGAAGAGAUCGAACGCAUGUUGUCCGAGGCCGAGAAGUACAAGGCUGAAGAUGAGGCUGAAGCCGCUCGUAUCUCCGCGAAGAACGGUCUCGAGUCAUACGCAUACUCACUCAAGAACACUCUCUCCGACUCCAAGGUCGACGAGAAGCUUGAUGCCUCUGACAAGGAGAAGCUCAAGGCCGAGAUCGACAAAACCAUCUCUUGGAUCGAUGAGAACCAGACCGCCACCAAGGAUGAGUACGAGGCACAACAGAAAGAGCUCGAAGGUGUUGCCAACCCCAUCAUGAUGAAGUUCUACGGUUCUGGUGGUGAAGGUGGCAUGCCAGGUGGAAUGCCCGGCGGUGGCUUCCCUGGCGCUGGUGGUCCUGGUGGAUUCCCUGGUGCUGGCGGUGCUGGUCACGGUGGCGACGAUGGCCCAACUGUCGAGGAGGUUGACUAA
This is a messenger RNA of Cladophialophora yegresii CBS 114405, 1929 nucleotides long. Its product is annotated as hsp70-like protein. The record is from RefSeq and is a predicted model, not a curated record. Gene Ontology annotation, biological process: cellular response to unfolded protein; protein refolding; vesicle-mediated transport. The transcript has 3 exons. Gene Ontology annotation, cellular component: plasma membrane; cytoplasm; cytosol. Gene Ontology annotation, molecular function: ATP-dependent protein folding chaperone; ATP hydrolysis activity; misfolded protein binding. Lineage: Eukaryota; Fungi; Ascomycota; Eurotiomycetes; Chaetothyriales; Herpotrichiellaceae. Bases 1 to 1929 code for a protein of 642 amino acids.